Elgaria multicarinata webbii is the source of this 671-nucleotide messenger RNA. RefSeq names its product ribonuclease pancreatic-like. Lineage: Eukaryota; Metazoa; Chordata; Lepidosauria; Squamata; Anguidae. Gene Ontology annotation, biological process: defense response to Gram-positive bacterium. The record is from RefSeq and is a predicted model, not a curated record. Bases 29 to 616 code for a protein of 195 amino acids. The transcript has a single exon. Gene Ontology annotation, molecular function: nucleic acid binding; RNA nuclease activity.
CUCUUUUAAAAUUGCAGGACCAGCCGGCAUGGCUUCAAAGGGAACACCUGCGAUGGUCUUCCUCCUCAUCGCCCUCUCCGCCAUCAGCCUCUCUCGCACUCAGAACCCAGAGGCCUUCCGAAGGAAACACGUGACGCUGUUGGACAGAAUGGACAACAACCAGUGUGACAGCGAGAUACGGAACCGCCAGGUGAACCAAAACAGCUGCAAAUGGGUGAACACCUUCAUCCAUGCGCCCAAGGAGCUGGUCGACCGCGCUUGUGCCGCUGGGACGCCGUACGUGAUGAACAACGUGGAAUAUAAGAAGAGUGCCGAAAAGUUCCUCGUCACGAGCUGCAGGCUCUCCCAGGAGGUCCCGAAAGGCUGCAGGUACAGGGCGGAAGCCAGCAGCUUGAAAUACAUUGUUGUUUCUUGCGACCAGAAUGACCGGCCGGUCCAUCUGGCCGGGACGCUCAGGGAUGACACGGGCGGGAAGAAGGACAAGGAAAGUUGGACCUCAAAGCCGCCCCUGCCGAAUUUUGCAAAUGGCGUCAAAUGCCACUGGUGUCUCUGGGGGUGUCUGUGCAUGGUUUGGGUUAAGGCAGCCUUUUGCUGGCCCGGAUGUGGCGUCUUUUAAGAGGCAAAUCAUUUGAGGGGAGGCUUUCCCACCCCCCUGCUAAAUUUCGGCGUGU